CAAUAGAAACAUUUGCAAACACGCAACUCCGUGUACUGCGCUACGGCCAAUUGAUCGCAUCGAAAAACACACACUACACACACUGCACGCCACCCCAAAACAAAUUCCCCGCCUAUAAAAGCCCAACCAUCAACCUCCCGAGAAGACAAGCCUAAAGAGAGGGAGAAACAGAAGACUACGAAAACCAUGGAACGCUCCUCCAGCAUCACCAAGAAAAACGAUGGCGACGACGCCGAUAAGAAUUUGAGCGAGCAGUUGGUGGGCAGCGAGGAGAAAGAAGAGUCCGUGGAGAAGAUAUUCGAGAGCCGGGAGGUGCCGCCAUGGCAGAAGCAGUUGACGUUCAGGGCGUUUAUUGUGAGCUUUGUUUUGGCUGUUCUCUUCACCUUCAUCGUGAUGAAGCUGAAUCUGACGACAGGGAUUAUCCCUUCGCUCAAUGUUUCCGCGGGGCUUCUGGGGUUCUUCUUCGUCAAGACGUGGACGAAGUUUCUUGAGAAAUCUGGGCUUUUGAAGCAGCCUUUUACCAGGCAGGAGAAUACUGUUAUUCAGACCUGCGUUGUCGCCGCCUCCGGCAUAGCCUUCAGCGGAGGUUUUGGAAGUUACCUUUUUGGCAUGAGUGAAGUUGUUGCAAAGCAAUCUACAGAAGCUAAUGAUGCCCUAGAUAUUAAGAAUCCGUCACUUGCAUGGAUGAUUGGAUUCCUCUUUGUCGUUAGCUUUUUGGGACUCUUCUCUGUCUUGCCCCUCCGGAAGAUAAUGAUCAUAGAUUUCAAACUGAUUUAUCCAAGUGGGACGGCUACCGCUCAUCUGAUCAAUAGCUUUCACACUCCUCAGGGAGCCAAGCUAGCUAAGAAACAAGUGAGGGCCUUGGGGAAAUUCUUCUCUUUCAGCUUCCUGUGGGGAUUCUUUCAAUGGUUUUUCACUGCAGGAGACGACUGUGGAUUUGUGAAUUUUCCUACCUUUGGUCUGAAAGCCUAUGAGAACAAGUUUUACUUUGAUUUCUCAGCAACAUAUGUUGGUGUUGGCAUGAUAUGCCCCUACAUUAUCAACAUAUCGUUGCUUGUUGGAGCUAUCCUAUCCUGGGGUAUAAUGUGGCCGCUCAUAGAGCAAAGGAAGGGCGACUGGUACUCUGCUGAAUAUCCUUCUAGCAGUCUCCAUGGUUUGCAAGGUUACAAGGUCUUCAUAGCUAUAGCCAUGAUCCUUGGUGAUGGCAUCUACAACUUCUUUAAGGUUCUUGGCCGCACUUUAUUUGGGAUGUACCACCAACUCCGUAACAGAAAUGUCCUUCCAGUUGGCAGCCAGUCCUCUCCUUCACCUCCUGCUUUAUCUUAUGAUGAUCAACGUAGAACCCAACUGUUUCUCAAAGAUCGAAUCCCCAUGUGGCUUGCUAUUGUCGGCUACGUCACCAUAGCAAUUGUCUCUGCGGCAACGCUUCCACAUAUCUUUGCCCCGCUUAAAUGGUAUUACAUUGUCAUCAUAUACAUAUUUGCCCCAACUCUAGCCUUCUGCAAUGCAUAUGGAUGCGGGCUUACUGACUGGUCAUUGGCAUCUACAUACGGGAAGUUAGCAAUAUUUGUCAUUGGUGCAUGGGCCGGAGCCGGCCAUGGUGGUGUUCUUGCCGGGUUGGCUGCCUGUGGAGUCAUGAUGAAUAUUGUGUCGACUGCAUCUGAUCUCACACAGGACUUCAAGACUGGGUACAUGACCCUUGCAUCUCCACGAUCCAUGUUCGUGAGCCAGGUUAUCGGAACGGCAAUGGGUUGUGUUAUUUCGCCUUGUGUGUUUUGGCUCUUCUAUAAGGCCUUCAGCGAUCUCGGCGUACCUGGUUCACAAUAUUCUGCACCCUACGCUCUUGUGUACCGCAACAUGGCAAUCUUGGGGGUUGAAGGAUUUUCGGCUUUGCCAAAGCAUUGUCUUACAUUGUGUUACAUCUUUUUUGUUGCAGCUGCUGUUAUCAAUGGCAUCAGAGAUGCUGUUGGACCAAAAUGGGCGAAAUUCAUUCCUCUUCCCAUGGCAAUGGCAAUUCCAUUUUAUCUUGGAGGGUACUUUACUAUCGAUAUGUGUGUUGGGAGCUUAAUACUUUUUAUUUGGGAGAAGAUUGACAAGGUUAAGGCUGAUGCAUUUGGACCUGCUGUAGCUUCUGGAUUGAUAUGUGGAGACGGCAUAUGGACAUUGCCUAGUUCAGUUUUAGCUUUGGCAGGUGUAAAGCCACCGAUUUGCAUGAAGUUUCUGUCGAGAAAAGCAAAUGCAAGGGUCGAUACUUUCUUAGGUUCUUAGUAGAUAGCUAAUCCCUCUCUGCUUUAGGUUUCAUCAAGUUCCUGUAUUUCUUUUUCUCCUUAAUAGUUGUUUGCUCGUUUUUAAAACCUGGAUCUGUCAUGUUUCAUGGUUGGCGUUUGUGUAAAUAUACUUCGAUUUCAAAUUGUUAUGAUAGAUGGAUGACAAAGCUUA
This is a messenger RNA of Sesamum indicum (sesame), 2439 nucleotides long. It is a transcript of the gene YSL7, whose product is annotated as YELLOW STRIPE like 7. Gene Ontology annotation, molecular function: oligopeptide transmembrane transporter activity. The record is from RefSeq and is a predicted model, not a curated record. Lineage: Eukaryota; Viridiplantae; Streptophyta; Magnoliopsida; Lamiales; Pedaliaceae. Gene Ontology annotation, cellular component: membrane.